This is a messenger RNA of Ostertagia ostertagi, 1395 nucleotides long. The record is from the annotation of a GenBank genome assembly. Lineage: Eukaryota; Metazoa; Nematoda; Chromadorea; Rhabditida; Trichostrongylidae.
AUGUCUGAAGCGACCACCACACCUCGUGCAUCUGCUUCUGGAGGCAGAGUGCUGAAGAUGGUGACAGAGAUGGGCUCGGCCACAAUUGGCGGCAUUUCACCAGCUCUGUCAGCUAACGCUGCUAAAUCUUUCCUCGAGGCCACUGACAAAGAGAAGAAAGAACUUCAAGGUUUGAACGAUCGCCUCGGCAACUACAUCGACCGAGUGAAGCGCUUAGAGGAACAGAACAGGAAACUGGUCGCCGAUCUGGACGAGUUGCGUGGAAAAUGGGGAAAGGACACCUCAGAAAUCAAGAUUAAGUACUCUACAUCGCUAUCGACCGCUCGUAAAGACAUCGACGACUCUGCCAGAAGAAAGGCCGAGAUCGACGUCAAAGUGGCUCGUCUUCGCGACGACCUCGCCGAGUACAGAAAUCGAUAUGAGGACUCAGCACCGAGAGAAGCGGAUCGAGAGAAGAUCGCUCAGUGGACCAAUGCGAUCGCUGACGCUGAAAACGAGCUUGAGAUGCUCCGUGCCAGAUGGAAGCAGCUCACUGAUGAGGAGAAAAGUUUGAAUAACGACAACGCUCGCAUCUGGGAGGAUCUUCAGAAAGCCAGAAACGAUUCUUCUCAUGAAGAAACGAUGGCCGUAUCGAUUUCCAAAACCAAGUACAAACACUUAUGGAGGAACUCGAAUUCCUUCGCAGAGGUCAAGGAACUGCAAGCACUUCUCGCUCAGGCACCAGCCGACACCCGUGAAUUCUUCAAGAACGAGCUGGCUCUGGCCAUCAGAGACAUCAAGGACGAGUACGACUACAUCGCCAAACAGGGUAAACAGGAUAUGGAAAGUUGGUACAAGCUCAAGGUGUCGGAGGUCCAGGGCUCAGCAAACCGUGCUGCCAUGGAAUCGACAUACCAACGCGAGGAGGUGAAGAGAAUGCGCGACAAUAUUGGCGAUCUUCGUGGAAAACUUGGCGAUCUCGAAAACAAGAACGCACUGCUUGAAAAGGAAGUACAGAAUCUCAAUUAUCAACUUAGCGAUGAUCAACGACAAUACGAAAUGGCCCUUAACGAUCGUGAUGCCACUCUUCGCCGAAUGCGUGAAGAAUGCCAGACACUGGUUGCCGAAUUGCAAGCUUUGUUGGAUACCAAGCAGAUGUUAGAUGCCGAAAUUGCUAUCUACAGAAAGAUGCUGGAAGGAGAAGAGAGUCGUGUUGGUCUUCGUCAGAUGGUCGAACAGGUUGUGAAGACGCACUCGUUGCAACAACAAGAGGACACCGACUCGACACGUUCCGUACGUGGCGAGGUCUCCACCAAGACCACAUUCCAGCGUUCUGCAAAGGUACGGCGACGAUCGCCGAAUGCGAUCCUAAUGGCAAAUUCAUCACCCUCGAAAAUACGCACAGAACAAAGGUAA